CAGCAUACCAUCCUGCACUGGUGGCUUGCUUCUGAAGCUAAGCAGGGUUGGUCCUGGUCAGUCUUUCGGAUGGGACAUUAAAUGCGUGUCCUGACUCACUGAGGUCAUUAAAGAUCCCAUGGCACUUAUUGUAAGAGUAGGGGUGUUAACCCUGGUGUCCUGGCUAAAUUCCAAAUCUGGCUCUCAAACCAUCAUGGUCACCUAAUAAUCCCUAGUUUACAAUUGGCUCAUUCAUCCCCCUCCUUUCCCCUAUAACUAUUCCCCAGGUCGUUGCUGUAAAUGAGAACGUGUUCUCAGUCAAUUUACAUGGAUAAAUAAAAAAUAAAAAAAAUAAUCCUACGGUUCUGACAUGUUGUACAGGGAGUACACUGUAAGAACGGCUUAUGUUCUGAAUUCAGUCGCUGCACAUUUCAAAAAGGCUGAACAAAUAGUUAUAUUGACUACGUCUGUCGUUGCUCGCUCAUUAAUGUCUUAAUCGAAAUUACGGAUUGCCUCUUAUCCACUUGUCCUACCCUUAUGCCAUAGUUUGUACAUCUCAAUUGUCAGUAGAAAUCACAUUUGUUUAUUAAGCAAAUCAGCCAUAUCAGCUAUGUUUUUUUUAAAGGCAGUAAAUGAGUCUGAAUUAACUGUUUCGCUGCCAGACAAGGCUGCGCUGAAAGCCAGGUGUAGCAGUGCUAAGGUGUCGGGACUGCUGUUGGGACAGCUUUAUGUAGGCCCUAACAGUUUGUGGGCACUGUUUGUCACCGCUAUAGUGCAAUUGAUGUAUUGUUUAGUGUUGAGUUGUGUAGUGGCUUUGCUGGCAUGCAUCUCCCAUAAAAUGUGUUUGCCCCAUCAAGAUUUGCAUGCUAAAAUCGCCACAGAAAUAGAGGUGAAUUACUUUUGUACUAUUACGUGGUUACUUUUAUUUUGAAAUUUCCCAAAACAGUGACCCGGAAAUACUUUUCUAGUGUUGCUGACGAGACACUAAUUACUUUCUGAAUGUACGGUUGUUGUUUCCAUUUCCACAUUUAUUUUAUUGCAUGUUGAUAUACAGUUGUAUGCUGUUAAUUAUCCAUACAUACUUUUGAUAACAAGUUUUCCAUCAUGGACAAACGAGUCAAAGCGACUGCCAGUACGGGCCCCCCUCUUCCUCUCUCCUCUUUACGACUCAUGGUUUCUCCCCUGCGGCUGAUGUAUUCAUUUGUAUGGCAUGUGGUGAAUCAAAGAAAUGUGAUGCACUAUGGGAAGGUCGAGGAAUUUGUAACUGUGGUGACUGAAGCUGUUCCAAAGUUGCUGAGUUACAAACAGAGGGCUCAACUCAUCCUGGGCCUGAGAGCAAGGAUGAUCUUGGAGAUGUUCCGCAAGGAUUGUCCACCUAACCCUCAGGCCAUCCAAUGUCUCCUGGGAAAGAUGAACAUCAGUGCAUCCGCAGGGCAGCAAGAUAUGGAAGUGGAGGAGUCGCAGGCUAACUUUGUGGCGCUGGUCCAAACCCUUCUGACAAACCCUUAUGAGAGGAAGCACUUCUUCCAGGUGGAGUUCCAUACACAGUAUGGCUCCAAGUACGACACAGCACUGCAGGCCCUUGUGGGAGGCUUGGUCUUCAGACUGGAACAACUGCUAUCUGUGCCAGAUCUCUCCCAGAUAGCGUCCAUUAUCAGUGCUGACCCCUCUGACCUGGAGGAGUGUGGACAGUCUGUGUCUGACCCUGAGCAUCUGAAGAUCCUCCUCCAGCACCAGAACCUGCUAAAUAAAGCCCAGUUAAACAGAAAUGGUCCCCCACUUCCUCUCUCCUCUUUGCGAUUAUUGGUUUCUCCUCUGCGGCUGAUGUAUUCCUUUGUAUGGCAUGUGGUGAAUCAACGAAAUGUGAUGCAGUAUGGGAAGGUCGAGGAAUUUGUAACUGUGGUGACUGAAGCUGUUCCGAAGUUGCUGAGUUGCAAACAGAGGGCUCAACUCAUCCUGGGCCUGAGAGCAAGGAUGAUCUUGGAGUUGUUCCGCAAGGACCCACCCAACCUUCAGGACAUCCAACGUCUCCUGGAAAAGAUGAACAUCUUGGGGCAGCAAGAUGCAGAAGUGGAGGAGUCGCAGGCUAACUUUGUUGCGCUGGUCCAAACCCUGCUGAAAAACCCUUAUGAGAGGAAGCACUUCUUCCAGGAGGAGUUCCAUACACAGUAUGGCUCCAAGUACGACACAGCACUGCAGGCCCUUGUGGGAGGCUUGGUCCUCAGACUGGAACGGCUGCUAUCUGUGCCAGAUCUCUCCCAGAUAGCGUCCAUUAUCAGUGCUGCCCCCUCUGACCUGGAGGAGUGUGGACAGUCUGUGUCUGACCCUGAGCACCUGAAGAUCCUCCUCCAGCACCAGAACCUGCUAAAUAAGAUUCAGUUGGUACCUGUCACAUCCUCUGUUGGGGACUGUGUGCUGUCCUCGCUGUCUUUCCGCUUAACCUGUGGAAUGCAGUCCAUGCAGACAGAUUUUUACGAACCAGCGGAAUCAUUAGAAGCCGCUCUAAGCAUCAUGAGCCCUGCCUCCUUCAGUGACUUGGAGGAUCUGGGAAUGAUGCCAGUUGAAUCGGACCACGCUGGAACAGUAACUACUGUGGAGAGAGAAGAGCAGAAUGCCAAGGAUAACGGAGGUCGGGUGAAAAAUUCAGUAGUCGACAGUGAAGAAGACAAUGCACUGUCAAAGAACGACAUAGUCUCACCUACUCCUCAAAGAGUAAGCAGGCCAGUGGGAGGGGCACCAACAGUAGAGAGCAUGCUGCCAACAGAGAGAGACAAAGAGCUUGCAACACUGAUGAAUACUUUCAUCACCGAAGCCUCUCCUUCACAUAUUGUCAUCCCUGCCACAGUCACCAAUGGGAACCAGCCAGAUAACCAGCCGAUCGAGCUGGCGAGUGUCCACCAGUGGGUCUCCCACGUUGCAAGUAACUCGAUAUCGCUCCCUUCCUUGCCACCCCUUCCACAAAACAAUGAUGUAGACCAGGAGAUCCGGUCAGGUGACACGUGUCUUGGAAGCAGUGUGGAAAUUGGGGGUCAGGAAACAGAAGCCAAUCUCUUUGAGAAGGCUGUUAUCCGAAGGAGACUGCCCAAGCCACAAAGAAUAACGGUACCCUCGAAGAGGAAAAUCCCAGAGGCAACCAUCAUUUGCCAGGAGUGUGGGAAGAGUUUUGUCUAUCCGUCUCAGCUGGAAAAUCACCUCCGCAUUCACACAGGAGAGAAACCUUUCAAGUGCACUGAGUGUGGCAGGGCCUUCAGGUCCUUAGGAGGCAUGACCACUCAUAUGAAAAAUCACUCUGAAGCGCGGCCAUUUAAGUGUGAAAAGUGUGACAAGGGCUUUCGGAAAAAGGCUGACCUGAAGAAUCAUCAGCUCAUCCACACGGGUGCGAAACCACAUAAAUGCACCAUCUGCGGAAAGGGCUUCAGCCAAGCAUUCUAUUGCAGAAUACACAUCCAGUCUCAUGCAAGUGAAAAUAACUUUCCCUGCACUCAUUGUCCGAAGAGAUUCCCAACCCAAUACAAGCUGUCUGUCCACGAGCGCUGGCACACCAUGGAGCGCCCGUUCAUCUGUGAGCAGUGUGGGAUGCGCUUCUUUCAUCCCAGUGGGCUGAAGAGGCACAUGGGCUAUCACAUUGGGAACCGCCCGUUCCUGUGUGCCCAGUGUGGAAAGACUUUUGUUUAUGAGUUUGACCUGAAGAAACACCAAAGGGACCAUGGCCCCAAGCCCAAGAUCCCAUGCCCUGUCUGCCAGAAGGUGUUUGGCAGCAACGGCCUCAUCAAGGCCCACAUGUUUACGCACACCUCCGUAAAACCUUACAGAUGUGACAUAUGUGACAAGACCUUUAAACAGAGCAGCAGCUUGAGCAGUCACAAACGGCUGCACACGGGCGAACGCCCUUACCACUGCGACAUGUGUGGGAAGACGUACAAGCUGAAUCAGCACCUGAAGGAGCACAUAAUUGUCCACCACACGGCGGAGGGGCACCCCUGUGACCAGUGUGGAAAGGUCUUCAAGUUACUACGUCUUCUGAAGGCGCAUGAGCGGUUGCACUCAGGAGAGCGAUCUGAACAGACAAGGAAAUACAGUCACACCAGCCGUCGCAGGAGAAAUUCGUCCAAAAUGAGUUGAUUUACUGCACAGUGGCUGCCUUCCAUAGACACUGACUGGAAUGCUAGUUUUAUUAUCCUGACAAAUUGCCAUUAGCUGAAAUAAUAUUUCUAUUUUUUUGUGGUAGACUUUGGAUUUUGGCCCAUAAUCCAGGAUUCCCUUAAUAGACUGAACAUUGAAAAAUAGUAUAAUGUCUGGCUUAGUUAAUGCAGUGACAAACGUAUCUCCUGUUAGAUAACAAUUAAUGAUUGUGUCAUUAAAACAUAUUUGUUUGUGAUGCUUUUCGGAUAGGUUAUUGAAAUUCCAAUGACAUAAGAUGUAAAUUGACAGCUACUUACAUAUCUCUUUUUGAGAGUAGUCAAUGAUUGCAGGGAGCCUUUACAAAAAAUAUGCACAACAUUUGGUGUUGGAUAAAGGCAAAUAAAGUCAACAUUGUGUGCCACAA
Oncorhynchus masou masou (cherry salmon) is the source of this 4525-nucleotide messenger RNA. Its product is annotated as zinc finger and SCAN domain-containing protein 2-like. The record is from RefSeq and is a predicted model, not a curated record. Gene Ontology annotation, molecular function: DNA-binding transcription factor activity, RNA polymerase II-specific; telomeric repeat DNA binding. Gene Ontology annotation, biological process: regulation of transcription by RNA polymerase II; regulation of telomere maintenance via telomere lengthening; telomere capping. Gene Ontology annotation, cellular component: nucleus; shelterin complex. Bases 1084 to 4101 code for a protein of 1005 amino acids. NCBI's taxonomy places the organism in Eukaryota, Metazoa, Chordata, Actinopteri, Salmoniformes, Salmonidae. The transcript has 12 exons.